GAUUCGACGUCAGAAGUUGAAAAGAAGUAAGUACUACUUAAACAGAGCAAUAGCUCAUUUGAGCGGUAGUCGUGUAGACUUACAGAUUCUUCAUAACGAACAGACUAGGAAACGUUUACCUAUGUAGGACGAUAGAAAGAGUAGCAGCCAAACAAACUUUCACGUUCACGACCGAUCUCGCUCCGUCCACGCAGCCAUGGAGGUAGAGGAUCCGGAUCCGAUUCAUUGUGUAAUCGUGGAUCCUAUCCACAGGAAAUUUAUUCCCGAAGUAGAACACGACGAUUUACAAACGCGGUCUCUGCAUGAUAAAAAUUUUCCCCAGCCCUAUUCUGCAUGACAAAUGGUAUGCUCCAACUUGGCGAAAUUUGUGAUGCAUUUGGUACGUCGUGUACGGAAUAAGAUUUGUAUUGCAUAGAUUUUCUGCACGAUGUGCGCACCUGCACAAGCCGCGCCAUCCAGCGGGACAGUGCGUGGUGUCGGCGGCAACUGCAGGAAACUAAGCACCAGCUGGCCAGUGUGGUGCACACAGCCAGCAACAGCAGCGACGAUAAGAUUUUGUCCUGUCUGCGGCCCCGGAUCCUCGAGCGGCUGCAUCGCGAACAGCUGGAUAAGGAUGUACAGUACUUCUUUGUUUCGUUUUUACAAUGAUUGAUUCUGCUGAUUCCGAUUCGUGUCUGAAGGUAGAAACAGUGAAAAUUUUUUUACUUGUCACUGUAGAAGCAGAAGCAGGAGGACGCAGCCCGGCGUGUGCCGCCGAAAAAGAAAAAGCAAACAAAUCAUUCCUCCCACAGGUCACCGAAGUGCUGGAGCGGCACGUGACGCGUGUGCAGGAGAAUCUGUUAGGCAAGCCGGCGGAGCGCAAGCUGGGCGAAUUCGGCACGCACAGCCAGGCAGCAGCGGACCAACAGUUGUGCGCGACGCAGGCCUAUGGAUUGCAAAAAUGUCUGGGUUUGGAAGAUUCUGAGACUUGUCAUGCACGUUUUGCAUGAGCCAGGAGGUCUGGAAUGCGAGACCUAGCAUGACAGACCCUUUGAGGUCUCUCUCAUGCCUUUCCUGCAUGAGAAACUCCCUCCCAAUUUGGUCAAAAGCGGACAGCUUUUGGCACACACGCAACACAGAUUUUUGCAUCAUCCGGAUUUGGCAUGACCAGUUCUAAUCUUCCAGACCCAGACAUUUUUGCAUUUGAUAAGGCCACGAUGGCCAGCACGGUCUUGGAGUCUACCACUUCGAGUGCGUUUUUCGGCACCAGCUCGGGCACUACUCGACCGGGAAGUCAUCUGCAGGUUCUUUUCCAGCAGCAGAAAGACGGCGCGAAUCACCAACUUGGUGCAGUAGGAGCAGCACACCAACAUAGUGGUACCAGCGCUACUGGCAGCACAGCCGGCAACAUGAUUUCUGGGGCAGGUUUCCCUUCCGGGUCUUCAACAGCAGCAGGAAAAAAUCCGUCUCUUAAUACAUCCGGCGCCGGCGGCUCUUCCUCCUCCACAGCCGUGCGUGCGGCGUCCAUGGAAACGUUGCGGUCACACGUGGUAUCGAAACCGCCCCUGCAGCCACGGUCGGCAUCCUCUACCGCUGUGAAGAGCGGGAAUGCAGGAGGGAUGAGGAUGAACAAUACAGGAACUGCUGUGAAGCCCGGAUGCACGGCCGGCUCCGCGUCUACCUCGUCGUCGCAGUCCAGAUUGAUUUCCGCACGGUUCGCGAUGCAGCAGGAUUUUGGCAUUGCGGAGGUACUACAUCAUACGAGACAGCCACAGUCACAGCCGCAGCCGCAGACUACAGUGUUGCAAAAAGGUACUUCUUGGCCGCAAGAAGUCGUGGCAGCGUCACAGCAGGCGUCUUCUACUGGUGCAUCGAGUUGUAAUAACCGCGUCUUCGAAGUAGAUCGGAAUGGCGAUAGUACCAUGCGAAUCAUCGACGGUACUACCGGUGGUGCCGUGAUUCGACCAGCAGGUCAACAAUCCGACAGGACGGUCGAAGCAGGAGGUAGGGAACCGCGGCAAACCUCGCAGUGCGAUGCAAAAGCGAAAAGACAGGACCAGGGCUGGCUGGGUGAGCAAGAUUGUGCUGUUCCUGGAAAUUGUCAUUCUGCCAAUGAAAUGGUAGUGGAAGCUAAGCUGCCGGAGCCAUCUUCCUCUUCCACGAAAGGAAAAAUACACGACCAGUCGGACCGGGAGCAGAGAAAAAACGAAUCAAGGCCAACGACGCAUCAUGCCUCCCCGUUGGGCCGGACACUCCAUGUCGACCGUACCCCCCGACCCCGGACCCCCUGCGCCGCGAUUUCGGAGCGUGUGAAGGCGUUCCAAGCCCGCAUCGACGAGAUUCAGAACAGCGCCAUUCGCUUCCCGAAGAACAGCAGUCCGAAAUUUCAGCAGAUGACCGGGUCGGCGGAGCGGGAUACUAGAGCUAGAGGGGGCCAGAUGUUGAAGAAACAGGAGCAGUCGGGGAAGGUUCUAGAAGAAAUCAGACUCGCAGACGCCAGCAUGGAUGUCGAAAUGCUAGACGAGGAAGGGGGAGGAGCUGCAGAGACGUAUAGAUAUUAUCCGAAGUCGUUUUGGAGGUUUAGGGUGCUACUAUUUUGACUUCAAGUUCAACAGCAAGUUUUCGGUACAUUAUCUCGCUCGAAUUCUACGCGCCGUGAAUGUCUGGAGCCGCUUGUUGAAUUAUCAAUGAAAAACACAUCAGUAGUUGGUCAUCCUCGAAAGCAGCGUUUGCCAAUACUUCCGAGCCGCCAGUUCCCGAUGGAAGUGCUGGUCCCAGUGAGUCAAGUUCCGCAUCGGGUAGAAUGAAGUUGAAUGCGCCCCCUGAGCAAAAAGCUCUGCACGCCGACGCACAGGAUCAACCGUCUACCGACCAGCAACGCAUCGUCCCUUCAGAACAUGAUCCCGUUGGUGCGCCGCCACUGGCCGUUUCGGUACCCGCUCCAUCUGGUACGGAACAAGACGGGGCUUCUGGCAUGGAAGUGGAGCAGCACGUGGACCAGAACCUCGAGACAGUCUCGGCGAGUGUCGCAGAAAAAAAUCUAUCCAAUUUUCCAGAUUCGAGACCCGCGGAAGCUGCGGGCGACCAGACACUGUCGGUGGAUCUGAAUAAGCUGACGGACGACACGACGCUGCUCACCUCUAGUAUGGGAGUGUCAGGAUCGAAAUCGUCCAAAUCGAAAAAGUUUGUCAUGCAUAAAACAAUGUAGGGCACGUAAGGCCUGUAUUGGGGAGGAGGCAAAUGAGACCGAUUGCAAGCCUGUUUGGCAGUAACCAUGUACUGCCAGGGUAGCAUGACAGGAGCAGUCUCCUUUGCCCAAGGAGCAUGACUGACUGGAUUUUGGUGCUCCCGCAAUUUGUCAUGUGCCACCUGGAAACUGAGAUUCCAACUGGUAUCGAUUUUAUGCAUCGCAAAUUAUUUCGAUUUUGUUGAUUGCGAUCCUGGCGCUUCCAUAUCCAGCAUCGAGCUCACCAACGUGGAUCCGGCGUCCUUCGCCUGCCAGAAACUGGACCACCGUGAGAUGCAGAGACGGCGUUGCAUCAUUCGAGGCAGCAAACGGGACGAGGACACUAUCCUGCGGAAGAUUCUUCAAUUUGCAGCUCUAUGUGAGGCACAAAUAACGCGAUACAGUUAAAAACUCGUCUUCAAUAUCUGCGAUGCUUCACUUCUUUGUGCGUUCGUUUAUUCACGAUUCUUGAUUCUCGGCGGCUACAUGAUCCAUUUGCUGCUUGAACGUGAUAGGAACGAAUUGGAGUUCGUGGUCUUCCAAGUGAGGAACAACAAGCAGAAAAAUUUGAUGCUGCCUCAGAAGUACGAAAGCGAAUGAAUUUUUCAGCAUGAUACAGGACUACGAAGUGUCAGAGCGGGCCUCCUCCGAUGGCGAAGAGGAUUCCGACGAGUCUCCGGACCGCAGCCACAAACGCAUUCCAAAAUGGUAAGUACCAAUUGUUUCACUCAUGGAACUGAAAAUACAUAGAAGCAGUACGGAAAGCAGUACCUGUGCAGAAACUCAUGCUCUUGUGAUGCAUGUGAGUGCAGCAAGCAGAUGUGACAGAGAUUCCUUUCUGCAAAAAAACUCCGUUCCUUCGAAGAGGACAUGAUUUUCCAGGCUAGAGCCGAUGUGUUUUUUGCUGCAUGCAUGAAAUUUCGUAUCAUCAUCGAGCUGAUGUUGUAACAUUGGUUCUUCUUUCGCAGAAUCUGCGAUGGAUGUAAGCACGACUUAAGUCGCAGACUGCUGUUGAGCAUUUUUAGUUUUUCCUGAAGCUGAAGCUUUAUUUGUCGAACAUUUUAAUCGCACCGCGAAACAUGAUCAUAUGUAUGAGAUGAGCACAUCAGUCACUGACGCUAAGGCCGCCGGCUGACAAAAAAAUCAUAUAACAUGCCCCGUCCUCGUGCGGAGAAAAGCUGAAAGUUCGCUGAACCCAUCCAAGAGCCAUUUGAUCUUGACACAGUGGCCACAGCCGCAACUUGUACGUAGAUUUUCCUCGAUAACGUUAGUACAUCAACGCCAUCAACGCCGGUUGUUGUCAAAAAAUCGAGCCGUGCGUCUAUUUUUACGGACGGACUCCUGUCUGUUGACCUUUGGUGUCCGAAGACAAUUAUAAUUAAGUGUGUUAAUGCCUGCCUUGCUUUACAACUGUUGUCCGUGCUUAGGUGCGACGAUUGGCUACCACGGGUGCUGGAGCAGAGCCGGUACGACCCCGAUACCAUUUUCGGAACCGAUGUCGUCAACCCGGACCUGGCGACCAUCUUCGGGGCGGACAACGUGCCAGUAAAGCGGCGGCGGCGGGGCAGCAGCUUGAAUUGGGACGCCGACCGGCUGACGCCGGGUGAGGUCUCGCGCUACAAACACACGAUGGGACACUAUGAAGGAAAAGAAAAGAGUGUUCUGCUAUUUCUUGAAAUUGUGUGACAAAGAGAAAGACCUAAGAAGAACUGCUGUGCGCGAUGGGUUAUGUCUUGCAUCAACGGUACUAGGUAGUUGGAAUUUUAUUCAAUUUAGCUCUUGAUGGAUAGAACGUAGGUAAUAAAACAGACAGAGCGCUGCCUUGCUUUCUACGAUCCACUUACUCAGUUAGCGUCGAGAACCAUUCAACAUUACUCAGGCAAGUGGUGAUAUAGCACGCUGAGAAAACAAGCAAGUUGAAAGUGGAUGUGCUACCACUGAAUCAGAAAAAGAAGAAAAACGAAACUCACAACAAGCGCCAUGGCAAACACAUUCUGCCAAUGAACAUUUUGAGCCCGCAUAGCUCGGAGCAUGUUUUGCUAUCUACACGAUUUCAUGAAUGAGUGCAUCAGCCGCGUCACUUCAAGAAAAACACGACUCGCUUGCAUAACACGACCGAAGACAUAUGGGACGCCAAACAGCUGGAACCGCUGCUGCGUAUGCAUCACGCAACUUUGUUUUCUCAGUCUCAGUCCAUCAUCGCAUCACGUGCACUUUUGAUUGCGUACUUCCCCUUCAUCUUACAGACGUUCAAUUUGCAUCUUCUGUGAAGUUACAAACGCCAUGAUGCUGCUUUUGAGUUACUGACUCAGAAUGCCGGAUGAAUUCCGAGUUUAAAACGCAGUCUAGGCUGGCCCUCCUUGAU
Molecule: messenger RNA, 5570 nt
Organism: Amoebophrya sp. A120
Lineage: Eukaryota; Dinophyceae; Syndiniales; Amoebophryaceae
Source: the annotation of a GenBank genome assembly